Messenger RNA from Pieris napi, 2024 nucleotides. Its product is annotated as disintegrin and metalloproteinase domain-containing protein 10-like. NCBI's taxonomy places the organism in Eukaryota, Metazoa, Arthropoda, Insecta, Lepidoptera, Pieridae. Gene Ontology annotation, cellular component: plasma membrane. Bases 39 to 2024 code for a protein of 661 amino acids. The transcript is spliced from 15 exons. Gene Ontology annotation, molecular function: metalloendopeptidase activity. The record is from RefSeq and is a predicted model, not a curated record. Gene Ontology annotation, biological process: Notch signaling pathway; membrane protein ectodomain proteolysis.
GACAGGCUUACGUCAAUUAAAAGCAUUUUCAAAUAACAAUGUCCAAAAUAUCUUGGCUCCUAUAUCUAAAUCUAGUGGUAAUACAGGCAAUAGAUGUACAAAAAACGUCUGGAGGGACUUGCAAGGCCCACGGAUAUGAAAUAGUUAUUGCCAGGUUCGGGAAAGAAACUCACACGCUCUGCUUGAAAUGGAAACUCAUAGAUCAGUCUCUGACGUCGGAACAAUCUGUCCUGCUUCUCGAUCCAGACGCAAGCCUGAAAACACCAGAUAAACACUACCGACUGAGUGAGAUCACCAUGGCAUACGGUUUUCCGGUUGAGGAUCCGGAGUCAGGUUCUGCUGAAGGUUACAUUGGCGAGGAUAAUCAAUUUUAUGGUGUUCUACAUAUAGGAAACAGGACGCUACACGCUGACCCCUACGGGCGCGAUGACCCCAACAAACAGUUUGGGGCUUAUGAAAAUGACUUUAUGCAGGCCCCACGAAGCGUGCAUAGCGAAUCUCAGUACGAUUCAAGCUUCAGUCAUUUGAUGCAGUUAGAGGAGAAGAAAACCGGUGUGGCACAAGCAAGAAUAUGUGAAUUGCUUCUCUUGGCGGAUAAAGAGUUCUAUGAAAAAGACGCAAAUUCAAGCCUCAAGCACGUUAUACGCAGAAUGAUGCAUGCGGUCGCUCAAGCAGAUAUAAUAUUCCGAAAUGCCGACUUCGACGAAGAUGGUAUACCAGAUAAUAUAGGUUUUUCAGUGAAGUACAUCCUGGUGCUUACAUCGGAUGAGACAAACACGCAAGUUUUUGGCGAUUUACUUCGAAAUCGGUCGAUUGACGGCAGGGCGUAUUUGAUGCAUUUUGCAAGACUUCGUCGCCUCUCUGAAGUCUGCCUUGGGGUUGCGUUUUCGGGGCAUGCUUUUCAUAAUAGGACAUUGGGACUAAGUUUCACGUCAUUGGGCGGCGGUAUGGGGGGCGCAGCGGGAGGCUUAUGCGAUAGGCGAGCUUCCGGUCGUUCGUUUAAUACACUUGCGUUGGCGCACGGCACGUCAGACGAGAACGAACGUGUGCCUGAGAGGGUCGCCGCGUCUACGCUGGCUCAUGAGAUGGGACACAGUUUUGGUGCGCAUCAUGAUGAUAACUUUCCAAAUCCGGAAUGUAAGGGCUAUCUGAUGGGGUCUCAAUCGUCCACUACACAAACGGCCCAUACUCUGGAGUUCUCGCUGUGCAGUAAGCGGCUCAUCGCUGCUACCUUGAGCAGCAUGAGCUAUUGUCUUGCGGUGACUGAAAGACCAUAUUGUGGAAAUGGUAUAGUGGAAAAGGGGGAGGCCUGUGACUGUGGUCUUCCAUUCUACUGCAAGACUAGAGAUCCCUGCUGCACCCCCAGAGCUGGUGGAACACUUGAUUCUGAUGCUCUUCACAAGGAAGGUUGCUCGCUAGCACCACGUGCAAAUUGCCAUCCGUCUCAGGGCCUCUGUUGCAACGCAGACUGUCACUAUGCUAACUUCACAAAGAGUGGCAUCGACUGUACGCGUCAAGCGGAAACCUGUACAUGCCCAGACCUUAAGAAUUGUAGAUGUGGUCUUGGUGGACGCUGUUUGCCAGACGGAACUUGUCAAGCUGCAGAAUGCGCUGUUCUCGGACUAAGGGAGUGUACAUGUAAGCACACACCCGGUGGUACUUUAGGUAAAAUGAAAAUGUGCGGAGUCUGUUGUCGGAUACAAUAUGGCUCGGCUCUGUGGUGCGUCGGCGCAGAAAUUGCGGCUAAAUAUGCGUUUGAACUAAAUUUAUUACCGGAUGGUUGGCCGGAUCCUGAAUAUAUAGGUCCAAAUGUCACGGUAAAACUUGGCAACACAACUCUAUGGACGUAUGCGACGAUACGCGCUUGGCCACCUGGCGAUGUGUGCGUGAUAAAGAACACUGUGGGCAUGUGUUCGCCUCGUGGCGUGUGCAAGAGUGUUAAAAUGUUGCCAUCUUCCAAUAUUUACCCCGAUAUGUUGACCGUAAAAAUACUCGGACAAUCUUCAAACAUUCACAGAGACUGA